This is a messenger RNA of Pediculus humanus corporis (human body louse), 1116 nucleotides long. RefSeq lists its product as uncharacterized. The record is from RefSeq and is a predicted model, not a curated record. The transcript has 3 exons. Bases 1 to 1116 code for a protein of 371 amino acids. Lineage: Eukaryota; Metazoa; Arthropoda; Insecta; Psocodea; Pediculidae.
AUGAAGAGCAGAAGUAAAAGAUUUAUGUAUUUAACUCAGUUACCAAUAAUUGAAGAAGAAAAUUUUAGCGAAAUCAAUGACGAUGGAAAUGAUAUUUUAUUUCCUAAUCCGGAUGUUAAAAAUAAAUAUCUUAACCGGAAAACUUUUGAUAUACUUAUAAAAAAUAAAUUUAAAAAAAAAGGUUCUAAAAAAAGACAAUGUAAUAAUGAAUUGCAAAAAGAAAAUAAAGAAAUUCCAUUAUUAUCAAAAUAUACUUCUUUGACUAAUAUCGGGUCAUUAAUAAAUCCAUACAUAAAACAAACUCAACAAAUGUGGGAAACUAAUUUUGGAAAAAAACUAUUAAACGGAAAAGAUUAUUUUCAGGAAAAUGAAUCAGAUUUUAAAAUUUUACAUAAUAAUCCUUUUGCUACGAAUCAAGAAGAGGUAAUUAAUGGUGAUUCAAAUACCAAAAAAUCAUUUUUAACCGAACCUAAUAAUUUAAUUCAAUCUAAUAAAAUAUAUUUGGAAUCAAAAUUUAAUGAGAGAAAUGAGGAAAUGGAAAAUUGCGCCAUUGAAAAAACUAAAACGAAAAAAAUUAAAAAAUUUAGGAAAAAGACAAUGAAAACAGUUGGCAAAAGUGAAACGACAAAACCGAAAAAUAAAACAAACGUAGUUUUAAAUAAAAAUGAUAAUUUUGUUAAUAUUAAAAAUAAUAAUGAAAUUGUUAAUGGUAAAACAACUCAACAAGAACCAAUAGAUAAUAAAAUAAUGCAAAAUAUUGAAAGUCGAGGAGUUAAAGUAAAAACAGAUUUAUUACAAUCUGAUGUAUUAUUGUCUGAUGCCACGACUUGUCCAACGAGUUUAAAUAAUAAAAACCAAAGAUUUUUAUCAAAACAUAUAAGAAGCAUAUUGGAAAAUUCAAUGGAGAAACUCGAAUGUAAAUUUUGCAAAGAAACUUGUACGAAUUUAAAUGAUUUAAUAACGCAUCAAAAAACUCAUAGAAAACAAACGAAUGUUUGUAUUAUUUGUGAUAAAGUUUUUAACGAAACCGUUCAUUUUAUACAUCAUAUGAUGAAUACUCAUGAAAAUGUCGUUGACAAAUCAAAUUCAUUGAAAAAAAUUUGGAUAAACUUUUAA